AUGUUAGCUUCUUUCAAAUCAAUCUUUAAGUGGAAUAUAAUAAAAAGUAACGAAAGCAAUAACGAAUCACCAUCAUUAAUACUCUUAAUUUGCGUACAUUUUUUUGAAGAUGUAUUAUUUUGGAAAAAAAUAUGGCUAUCGCUUUUGUGUUUUUUUCUAUUUAAUAUAUUAUUUUUUUCCUGUGUAUAUCGACAGUUAAAUUUGCUUCAAUUUAUUUUUGGAUUCGCAAUUUUUACAAUCAGUUUGGAUGCAUUUGAAACGUGGUUGAAGUUUAAACAUCGCACUACAUGUCUGAAACGAUUAGCAUCUCAUGAAGAUGAUAAAUUGGUGCCUCUCAUCUCAAAAAUUAUUAAACUGGUACAAUCGAAAUUUGCAGAGUUUAUUUAUUUACGCGAUAAAAAUCAUACCAAGGCUUUUGUGAUCCUCCAAUUAAUAUUAAGCAUUGUUUUUAUCAUCGGAAGGUAUAGCAGUGGUUACACUAUAAUAUAUUUGUUAAGCACCCUUGUUUUUUUUGCACGUAAAAUUCUACCACCUAUAGUGAGGGUUUAUAAAAAAAUACAGCAUUGUGCAGAAUCUGAUUUUGAAUUGGAGGGUCUUGUACCAGAAGAAUCUGAUGCUAACUUAGAUCUGCUCUCUAUUGAACCAGACAGAAAAUUAUUAAUGGACGAAAAACAAAGCCUAGACUAUUGGAAACCAGAAGACCUGCCCAUAGAAGAAGGCAGUGAUAGUGAUAAUAGCAGUUCUGUUAUAACAAAUUUAUCCAUUGAAAAAAUGCAAACUCUUGUAAAGGAUGUCGAAAAUACUGACUCCAGUGAAGAUGAAUAUAUACCACAAGAACAUCAAUCAGAACACUAUCAAUCUUCUUUAGAAGUACAACCCAUUGAUACAUGGAGUAGUGCAGCCUAUAAUGCUUUGUCAAAUCUUGGCGGAGCAGUUUCAAAUUUAGUCUACAGCUCUCAAGAUACUAAUAGAAGGAAGAGAGUUUCUAGUUUUGAUUCAUCAGAUGGCUUUGAAAUGAUAGAUAAAAAUGAUUUGUAG
This is a messenger RNA of Danaus chrysippus (African queen), 1038 nucleotides long. The record is from the annotation of a GenBank genome assembly. Lineage: Eukaryota; Metazoa; Arthropoda; Insecta; Lepidoptera; Nymphalidae.